GUUUCUAGGUGGAGCAUUAUGUGGGCCAUGUCCGUAGUCUCACAGCAGAGCGAGAUGCUUUCACCACUGAGUUUGAAAAAGAAAAUGAACAACUCAGAAUUGAGUUUACACAACUGCAACUCCAGCAGGAAGCCCAGCUGAAGGAGGUAGAGGAAAUGCUGGCACAGGAAGGCUUGUCCAAGAUAGCUCAAAGCAGUCCCAGUGAACAGAUUGCUUAUUUACUGGUAGAAAGAACUACGCUGUUGGAGAAACUAGAGAUUGCAGAUCAAAAGCUGGAUUCACAUAGCUACAUAGAUGGACUGUGUGCAGCACAACUUCAGGAUAAGUUUGAUCAUAUCCACCAGAUGUUAGAAGAUGAACUUCAGCAACAGUGUGAAUCCAUGCACCAUACUAAAGAGACAAUGAAUAAGUCCCGUAAUGAAGAGCUGGAAAGAGAGAAAGUGUUACGAAAGUGGGUUGAGCGAGACCUGGAUGAGGCCGCACGAAGGCUGCAGAUGGCUCACGAAGAGAUCCGCAGGCUAACAGACGAACUGGACAUGCUGAAAAAGGAGCAAAGCAAACUGGAUCCUGCUUUGCAGCUGGCCCCACAAACAUCUGAGAGCUGGAGAGAAGAGACGAAUAAGCUGAAAGACAGUGAUAGGACUGAGCUGCAGAAGGCCAUGGAACACAACAACAGACUGGACAAGGAAAUUCUAGCAUUGCGCAGUCGGGUCCGAUCGCUUGACUCUGAAAGAAAAGUGUUCCUAGAACUGGUUGAAAAGCUCAAAGAAGAGAUUUGUGAGUAUCAAAAGAAUGAGAAACCAGGACUUGUAUUGCCUGGAAUGGAUGAAACAGAAGAAAACACAUGUUGCUCACUGCAGGAUAAAAAAGAUCCAGCGAGGUUUGAAGAAGAGUGUGCUGUAGACAAAGCUGACUUAGGUCAGGAAAGAAGAGAUCAGAAUAAUGAGACUGUUCAUAAAAGGUGCCGAAAGGUAAUAGACAACAAUGAGGGCAGGAAUUUUCAGCUUCUGCACAAGCUACAGAAGCUGCAGCGAGAACACGAGGAUUUGGUUGAAUGUAAUGAAGAGUUAGAAUCGAUUCUGGGAGAAACUCAGAACCAAACCAGAGAAGACAGAGAACAUCUUGAGGGUGAGAUUGAAGGACUUCACAGGAAAGUCUCUGAGCUCUCACAGGAAUGUGAACAGUUAAACCAGCUUGUAGUGAAUCAGAAGACAGAUGAAAACUUUACAAUAAGUGAAAGGACAUAUAAAGAGCUUAUGACUAAAGCAAGAAUAUUGGAAGAACAGAUCCAAAUCCUGGGAGGAGAGAGAGAGCAAUUAUGUACCAAGCUAUUAGAGAGCAAGAAGAAAACAGAGGAGUUAGAAAAGCAGGUGAAGGGGAGCAAUGAAGAAAAACAACUGUUAUUGGAAGAAAAUGCCCAGCUAAGACAAGACAUCCUGGCUACAAGGGAACAAUUUCACAGCAAGAUAAAAGAGGCUGUAAGCAUUAAAUCUGAGACGAGCCAAGAGACCCAGCCUCUCAAACCCCGGAGCUCUGAAUGUAACACAGCAUUAAACAUGAGCAUUAAACAGUAUCUGUCUGGAGAGAGACUCCUGCAGCAGCAUCAGGAGGAAAUGCAACAACUGAGACAGGAUUUCCACAGAGUUCAGAAUUUGUGCAGCUCAGCUGAGAAAGAGCUGAGAUAUGAAAGGGAGAAAAACUUGGACUUAAAGAAGUAUAAUAUCUUGCUCCAGCAAGAAAGCACCAAGGUCAAAGCUGAACUGAGACAAGUCCAGUUGAAGUUAACCGACUCAACCAAAAUGUGCUCCUCUCUCACUGUGCAAUGGGAGCACAGUCAGCAGAAGGUCAAAGAACUUGAACUAGAGCUUCUGAAGCAUUCCCAGAGUAGUAAACUGCAGAGCAGUCUGCAGGAGAAACUUGCAUUGGAGAAAUCUAGGGCUACUGAUGCAGAGAAAAAGGUUUUGGAGCUACAGCAAAAACUGAUGGAGUCCCAACACCAGCUCUGCCUAACUGAGACCCAUGUUUUGGGCAGGAAGCAAAUGGAGGAGGAGUUAAAGGAGGCCCAAGAAAGGGAAACUCAGCUGCGGCGGCAGCUCCAGGAAGAGCAGCGGAAAAGGAAGCUCCUGGAUCAGCAUGCAGAGGAGCUGCAGCAACAGCUCAGACACUCACAUGAGACUGAGACUUUGCUGGCCAAGACUCAUGCUGAGCUGCAGGUCAGGUUUCAGCAGCAGGAGACACAACUGCAUAUAUUAGAAGAUGAAAAAAAAACAGCAUCAAAUGAGCAUCUCCAUUGUCAAAAAAACAGUCAGAACCUUUCAGAGCAGCUAUCGCUGUUGCAGCAGGAGAAGGAAACCCUCCACGAGGAAUAUGAUCGUCUCCUGAAGCAGCUUGACAUCUACGUCAGGAAACACAAUGAGCGGCAACUCCGCCAUAAAGCCAAGCUCCGCAGAGCCAAGGAGAUAUUUGUUCAUGAAGUGAAGCAAAGAGAUGUGAGGAUUAAACAGCUUGAAAGUGAAAUUGUGCUGUCCAGGAGCCAGACGGGAAAGGAACAUGCAUUGAUCAGACAGAUCACCACGGAGAAUGAGAAUUUGCUCCAAGAGAAAAGAGAACUCUUACAGCAGCUUAAUGAACAGGAAGAAGUUGGAUGGAACAACAAAUGGAUCAUUUCCACAAUCCAGAACAGAGUGCAGUUCCUGGAUGAAGAAAACAAGCGACUCCAGGAAAGCACCCUGCAGCUUUCUGGUCAGGUUGGCAUUCUGGAGCGCACUCUGAGGAACAUCCACACCCACAGUUUAAAGGACAUCAGGAGCAUUGGCUUCUCUGAAUGCCACCUGCUAAGUAAGAUGUUGCCACGUCCAAACACAAGCUUCUCAGUGACAGAGCUGUCAAACUCCCACGGCAUUCUGAGAGCCAUUCAAGAUGUCAAGCCUGAAGAAGGAACCGAGACCCCAAAGUCCAUGUUUUCUUUAUCACCUUCUCAGCCUUCUGAGAUUGGUUACUUAAAUGUGGCUUCCCCUGGAGACACCACAAACUUCCCAACGCAACCUCAGAGUCCAAGCUUCAGCUGCAAUAGCAUCUAAGAGGGACUACAAGGAGCUGCUCUCUGCUUGGACUGCGGCUGUUGGUUUCCUGCUGCAAUGGGCCACGCAUCCAGCUGGAUCAAUGUGUGUCUAAUAACUCGUUCAAUUAACUUCGUGAUUUUCUCAGCUGUUAUUUGACAGCUGUUGUGUCAAUCACUUGCCUGGCUCUAGCGUCUCAUCCCAGAUCUCCCUGGAAUUUUUACAUUCACAGAUUUAAUUACAAAAGGUUUUUUUAAAAGGGGUGUUUGUCAUUUGGUCUCACCUUGUGUGAUCUAGACAUGUUCACAGGCUGGGGCCCCAAUCCUGCUGCCGCAUGGGCCCACCUGCACUCACAGCAGGGCCAAGGCCCUGAUCCUGCCCUCCUCAUAGGUCUGCCCUGCCAAGGCAGGAUUAAACUUUUGUGGGCCUGAUGCCAAAUAUAUUUGUGAGCCCUCAUGCAGUCGUUAUGGACCCUUUCUAAGUGUGGGCCCAGCGUGAC
Molecule: messenger RNA, 3558 nt
Organism: Dermochelys coriacea (leatherback sea turtle)
Lineage: Eukaryota; Metazoa; Chordata; Testudines; Dermochelyidae
Gene: CCDC30
Product: coiled-coil domain containing 30
Exons: 21
Coding region: 156-3080 (974 amino acids)
Source: RefSeq, a predicted model, not a curated record